AUGUCGGAGCCCGUCUGCCGGUGUCCCGGGCCCCUGGUGGGCGCGCGUGGGCGUGCCCCCUCGGUCCACGCGUGUCACCUUCUCGGCUCCUGCACCGGGCGUUGCUUUCUGAGACGGAGCUAUGGAGGUGUGUGCCGCCGAGAACCCGAGUCUGUCGCGCAGACAGCCUCCUUACAUCACCCUUCCUCUCUGGGUCGCACCGCCUUCUCACCCCAGCACCCCUACAUUUGGAUAUUGUCAGCUAAGUUGACUUCUGAACUAUGGGGUUCCUCCAAAUGUUGGCUGAAAUUUGUUCUUGUUCAUCCCAAGGCUCAUCUGCAAAGUCUCCAGUUCAUAAUGAAGCUACUGUAUUGGCUAUUGGAAGAAAGAGAUUCUGAAGACAGGGAGAUUCAGCCAUCCGUCUUUGACAUUUCCUGUGAUCUAUUUCAAUCUAGAUGCAAAGAACAUGGAAAAAUCAAGUGCUCAAGUGGUUUAAAUCUGUUUUGGAUAUUUCUAUUUACAGACUACAAUAUUUUUCCAAUUAAAAUCCUCAGUUGUCACGCAAAAGUUCUCCAAAUACUGCAAGAAAAGCUGAUGAUAUUCCUGAUAUCUCCUGAUUCAUCUGACGUCCAAACGUGUAAAUCACAUGUCAGUUCAACAACUGUUUAUCAAGCACCUACUAUCCCCUGAUGUUGUAAAUUCGAUUAAGAAUAGUGUAUAUCGGGGCAGCACCUGUGGCUCAAAGGAAUAGGGCGC
Messenger RNA from Nycticebus coucang (slow loris), 735 nucleotides. RefSeq lists its product as uncharacterized. Bases 1 to 669 code for a protein of 222 amino acids. The record is from RefSeq and is a predicted model, not a curated record. Lineage: Eukaryota; Metazoa; Chordata; Mammalia; Primates; Lorisidae. The transcript is spliced from 5 exons.